This is a messenger RNA of Mytilinidion resinicola, 978 nucleotides long. Its product is annotated as putative D-3-phosphoglycerate dehydrogenase. Gene Ontology annotation, molecular function: hydroxypyruvate reductase [NAD(P)H] activity; NAD binding; glyoxylate reductase (NADPH) activity. The transcript has a single exon. NCBI's taxonomy places the organism in Eukaryota, Fungi, Ascomycota, Dothideomycetes, Mytilinidiales, Mytilinidiaceae. The record is from RefSeq and is a predicted model, not a curated record. Bases 1 to 978 code for a protein of 325 amino acids. Gene Ontology annotation, cellular component: cytosol.
AUGUCCCAACCCCCAGCCCACCCCCCCGUCCCCGUCUACGUCCUCGGCCACUACAACGAAGCCGCCCUCGCCCUCCUCCAAUCCACGCCCACCAUCUCCCCCGUCCUGUUCACCGACCCCGCCCACACCGCCUGGCCCUUGCACGCCGUCGCCAUCCUCAUCCGCGCCCGCACGCGCCUCACGGCCGCCGACUUCGCCGCCGCCCCGAAGCUCAAAUACGUCGUCAAGCAAGGCGUCGGCGUCGACGCCAUCGACCUGGCCGCGGCCGCGCGCCACGGCGUCCGCGUCUACAACACGCCCGCCGUCAACGCCGAAGCCGUCGCCGAGCUGUCGCUGGCGCUCGCGCUGGCCGUCGCGCGGCGCGUGUGCGAGAUGGACCGCGCGAUCCGGCGCGGCGAGCGGCUGCUGCGCGCCGAGUGGUUCUCCAAGAGCCUGUACAAGACGACGGUGGGCGUGGUCGGGAUGGGGAAUAUCGGCCGCGAGGUCGCCGCGAAGUGGCGGGGGGCGAUGCAGGCGCGGGUCGUGGCGUACGACCCCUAUUUCCCGGCGGAGGGCGGGUGGCCGGGGAUCGAGCAUGAGCGGGCGGUGACGCUGGGGGAGCUGUUGGAGGUGGCGGAUGUGGUGACGGUGCAUGUGCCGCUGACGGAGGGGACGAGGGGGUUGAUUGGGAGGGAGGAGAUGGCGCGCAUGAAGGAUGGGGCGAUUUUGAUUAAUGCGGCAAGGGGAGGCGUUGUGGAUGAGGAGGCGUUGUUGGAGGCGUUGCGGCGGAAGAAGUUUUGGGGCGUGGGGCUCGAUGCGUGCAAUGUGGAGCCGCCGACGCUGGAGGUGUAUCGCGAGUUUUUGGAGCAUGAGAAUUUGGUUAUGAUGCCGCAUGUGGGCGGGGAUACGGUGGAGUGUCAGAUUAGGAGUGGGUUGGCGGCGGUGGAGACGUUGAUUGAAGCGAUUGCAGGAGGUGAGCCGAAGGGGCGACAAGCUUGA